AUGCACAUUAAAUAUCUAGAGGCUGCAAUCUCAUCAACAAUUGUACCAACUACCAAAAGCACGACCACAGUUUCUUCAAUUGAAACUGAGCCGGUUAUACAGCCAGUCACAGAAAAUCCAGUAAACCAGUCUCCUGUAAACACAACAACAUUAUUGACUACACAAAGCACCACAGCUGCAAUCUCAUCAACAAUUGUACCAACUACCAAAAGCACGACCACUGUUUCUUCAAUUGUAACUGAGCCGGUUAUACAGCCAGUCACAGAAAAUCCAGUAAACCAGUCUCCUGUAAACACAACAACAUUAUUGACUACACAAAGCACCACAGCUGCAAUCUCAUCAACAAUUGUACCAACUACCAAAAGCACGAGCACCGUUUCUUCAAUUGUAACUGAGCCGGUUAUACAGCCAGUCACAGAAAAUCCAGUAAACCAGUCUCCUGUAAACACAACAACAUUAUUGACUACACAAAGCACCACAGAUGAAGAGACUAUAGUCCCAGUUACCAAAAUACCGGUGGAGCAACCCAAUGAAGCAAAUGCCACAGCAACACCAUUUACCACCACAACCAUUCUAGUCACAUCUACAGGUUAUAAUGAAAGCCCACCAUCAACAACUAUACGACCCAUUACAGUUACUUUGCCAGUGUCUAGUUUCACCUUGAACUUCACCUUGACCAACCUCACAUAUACUCAGGACCUGGGGAUUGAGAAUUCCGAGAAAUACAAUAGCACUCAACGUAUCAUGGCUGAUUUGUUGGAUGGUGUAAUGAAUAAUACAAGCUUGGCAUCUUCAUAUCCUGAGUGUCAUAUUUCAGGAUUCACUUCGGCAGAUAGCGGAAGUAGCACUAAAGUUGAUGCAAUCUGUACCUACACCAGCAACCUCGCAUCCAUUCCAUUUGAUGAAGUGGCUUUGUAUAAGGAGUUGAAAAAUAACACAAGCAAUGUUACCAAACUAGGAAUCUAUACCCUGGAUCCAAACAGCCUAUAUGUUAAUGGAUACAAUGAAAAAACACCAACUACAUCGGCUCCAACCACAGUUCCAGCCACAAGCGUCACAUUACCCUUCACUAUGAAUUUCACUAUCACCAACCUUCAAUACACUUCAGAUCUAGGAAUACCGAAUACCUCUAAAUUCAACAGCACUCAGACUAUUUUGGUGAAUUUGCUGGACAAUUUGAUAAACACCACUAGCCUUAAAUCUUCCUACUCUGGCUGUCAGAUUAACGGAUUCAGUUCGGCAGAUAGUGGAAGUAGCACUAAGGUUGAUGCAAUCUGUGCCUACACCAGCAACCUCGCAUCCAUUCCAUUUGAUGAAGUGGCUUUGUAUAAGGAGUUGAAAAAUAACACAAGCAAUGUUACCAAGCUGGGAAUCUAUACCCUGGAUCCAAACAGCCUAUAUGUUAAUGGAUACAAUGAAAAAACACCAACUACAUCGGCUCCAACCACAGUUCCAGCCACAAGCGUCACAUUACCCUUCACUAUGAAUUUCACUAUCACCAACCUUCAAUACACUUCAGAUCUAGGAAUACCGAAUACCUCUAAAUUCAACAGCACUCAGACUAUUUUGGUGAAUUUGCUGGACAAUUUGAUAAACACCACUAGCCUUAAAUCUUCCUACUCUGGCUGUCAGAUUAACGGAUUCAGUUCGGCAGAUAGUGGAAGUAGCACUAAAGUUGAUGCAAUCUGUGCCUACACCAGCAACCUCGCAUCCAUUCCAUUUGAUGAAGUGGCUUUGUAUAAGGAGUUGAAAAAUAACACAAGCAAUGUUACCAAACUAGGAAUCUAUACCCUGGAUCCAAACAGCCUAUAUGUUAAUGGAUACAAUGAAAAAACACCAACUACAUCGGCUCCAACCACAGUUCCAGCCACAAGCGUCACAUUACCCUUCACUAUGAAUUUCACUAUCACCAACCUUCAAUACACUUCAGAUCUAGGAAUACCGAAUACCUCUAAAUUCAACAGCACUCAGACUAUUUUGGUGAAUUUGCUGGACAAUUUGAUAAACACCACUAGCCUUAAAUCUUCCUACUCUGGCUGUCAGAUUAACGGAUUCAGUUCGGCAGAUAGUGGAAGUAGCACUAAGGUUGAUGCAAUCUGUACCUACACCAGCAACCUCGCAUCCAUUCCAUUUGAUGAAGUGGCUUUGUAUAAGGAGUUGAAAAAUAACACAAGCAAUGUUACCAAACUAGGAAUCUAUACCCUGGAUCCAAACAGCCUAUAUGUUAAUGGAUACAAUGAAAAAACACCAACUACAUCGGCUCCAACCACAGUUCCAGCCACAAGCGUCACAUUACCCUUCACUAUGAAUUUCACUAUCACCAACCUUCAAUACACUUCAGAUCUAGGAAUACCGAAUACCUCUAAAUUCAACAGCACUCAGACUAUUUUGGUGAAUUUGCUGGACAAUUUGAUAAACACCACUAGCCUUAAAUCUUCCUACUCUGGCUGUCAGAUUAACGGAUUCAGUUCGGCAGAUAGUGGAAGUAGCACUAAAGUUGAUGCAAUCUGUGCCUACACCAGCAACCUCGCAUCCAUUCCAUUUGAUGAAGUGGCUUUGUAUAAGGAGUUGAAAAAUAACACAAGCAAUGUUACCAAACUAGGAAUCUAUACCCUGGAUCCAAACAGCCUAUAUGUUAAUGGAUACAAUGAAAAAACACCAACUACAUCAGCUCCAACCACAGUUCCAGCGACAAGCGUGACAUUACCCUUCACUAUGAAUUUCACUAUCACCAACCUUCAAUACACUUCAGAUCUAGGAAUACCAAAUACCUCUAAAUUCAACAGCACUCAGACUAUUUUGGUGAAUUUGCUGGACAGUCUAAUAAACACCACUAGCCUUAAAUCUUCCUACUCUGGCUGUCAGAUUAAAGGAUUCAGUUCGGUAGAGAGUGGAAGUAGCACUAAAGUUGAUGCAAUCUGUACCUACACCAGCAACCUCGCAUCUGUUCCAUUUAAUGCAGUAGCUUUGUAUAAGGAGUUGAAAAAUAACACAAGCAAUGUUACCAAACUAGGAAUCUAUACCCUGGAUCCAAACAGCCUAUAUGUUAAUGGAUACAAUGAAAACACACCAACUACAUCAGCUCCAACCACAGUUCCAGCGACAAGCGUCACAUUACCCUUCACUAUGAAUUUCACUAUCACCAACCUUCAAUACACUUCAGAUCUAGGAAUACCGAAUACCUUUAAAUUCAACGGCACUCAGACUAUUAUGGUGAAAUUGCUGGACAGUCUAAUAAACACCACUAGCCUUAAAUCUUCCUACUCUGGCUGUCAGAUUAAAGGAUUCAGUUCGGUAGAGAGUGGAAGUAGCACUAAAGUUGAUGCAAUCUGUACCUACACCAGCAACCUCGCAUCUGUUCCAUUUAAUGCAGUAGCUUUGUAUAAGGAGUUGAAAAAUAACACAAGCAAUGUUACCAAGCUGGGAAUCUAUACCCUGGAUCCAAACAGCCUAUAUGUUAAUGGUAAUGCUAAUCCAACUACCACAGCUCCAACUGUGGAGCCCCCUGUAGUGGUGGUCACCAAACCUCCAGUUGAAGCCACCAUCCCUGAAGAAAUUACUCUCAAUUUUACAAUCACAAACUUGCCUUACAUUUCUUCUCUUGGGGACCCAAAUUCUGCAAAAUACAACUCCACCGCUAAUGCUAUGAGAUACUUGUUGGACACUACCUUCAAGAACAGCUCACUGAGUGGAAAGUACUUGAAUUGUCGCAUUGUCAACUUUGUGUCUGUUGUCUCCGGGACAAAAGUAAAUUCUCUCUGCACAAUAACGAAAGACACAUCAGGAUCCCAGAUUGACAGGGUCGCCUUCUAUAAUGAGUUGGAAUCCAUGACCCAAGGUGUUACCAAACUGGGAAGUUACAAGCUAGACAAGGACAGCCUUUAUGUUAAUGGUUACAACAAAGGCACAGUCGUUACAACAUCUAAGCCGCUAACAACCCAAAUUCAGUCCUUUGGGCCUAAACAAUUUAUUCUUAAUUUCACCAUCACUAACCUGAACCACAGCUCUAGCCUGAACAAUAAGACCUCAAUCCAAUUUAUCACCAACAAAAACAACCUCGAUCAGCUGCUAAACGACAUAUUUAAGAGGUCCGACCUAAAGAAUUACUUUUUAAACUGCUCAGUCACAGGAUUCAGGACAACUCCAAAGCAACCAUUUGCCACGGCAGAAUCUGUAUGCACAUUCAGUAUAGAUUUGCUAUCCAGGGUUUUCUCAGAGGAUGACAUCCUUACUGCAUUUGUAAACGUGACCAACAAUGGUACUUUACUGGGUAACUACACCUUAGAUCAGCAAAGCAUUUUUAUUGCUGACUACAAAUCAGAUGAGCCUAUUACUGCCACCGCUAGUACCACAACAAUGACAACUACAACUACCGUGAUAAAAGAAGCUAUCCCAUCAGCCACAGACUUGGGUUUCAAUAUAAAUUUCACAAUUGUCAACAAGUUUGUACCUUUGGAUACUAAUGAAAAGAAUAAAUUGCAGCUGGAAAUUGAGAAACAAAUGAAUAAUUUAUAUAAAAACAGUACUCUUGAAAAAAAGUUCAAAUUCUGCAAGCUUAUGGAAAUGAGGAAUGGGUCGAUCAUAGCUUCGUGUCAGUGCUUCUUUGAAGAUGAUCCAAUUGUGACUAGGCAAACUGUGGAGAAAGAAUUCUUCAAUGGGACCACCACUGGAAGUCUUCUGGGAACUGAUUUCCAACUCAAGGACGUUACUGUCACAGAAAUACCCCAAAAUAAGGAGCUGCCAUUCUGGGCCAUCAUCCUAAUCUGCUUGGCUGUCCUUCUAGCCCUAAUACUGGUUUUCUUUGCUGCCUUUAUAUUGGGUUUCUGGUUGAAGAAUAAAAAAGGUUCAUAUCAAGUUCAGCAAAGCGUUUUGGGGACAUAUUUUCCUCACCUGGACAUGCGAAAGCUUUAUUAAGGAGUGUUCAUCAUCAUCAACAUGUUGUUCCACAGUAAAAGGAAAGCUUUUAAGACCAAUUGGGAAUUUUAUUGAUUUGUUACCAGAAGACUUUAAACAGCAUUGAAGUGUAGAAGUAAAUAUUUCAUUCAUCCUUUGUUCCUUUGUCUCCACAAAUGCCUAUUUAAACAAUAGAUGAUACCCAAAAAAUAGUAAAAGUGUGGAAGCUUUAGUUUUCUUAUCCUGUUUUAAAUACAAUGCUGUUUUCUGUUUUUAACUAGCUCGCUGGCGGCCUAGCUCAGAUCCUAAUUCCCAAUGGUGUCUUUUUUAACAAUAUUCAGGGCAAGUGAUGUUUGUGAAAUACAUUUAUUGUAUACUUUAUCCAAAUGGUGAUUUAUGGGACUAAUACCUCGUACUGUAUAUGCAUACUUUUUAUUUUAAGUUGAGCUGAUGUGUUUGACAUGUAUCGAUGCCAUGGCAGAUCAUAUCCAAUUGCCAUGCUACACGUCUUUCAACACUUAUUGUUUACACACAGGUGAAAGUUAUGCAUAUACUCAUUUCAUUAUAAUUAAUAGAAUUAUUAUUGUUUUAAGCAUCCUUACCAGGAAAUGUGUCAUUUUAAAUAACCUCAUGAUCUUUCUCUUUGCACACCAUUUAUACUUAUUUUGCCAAUUAUUUUGAGACUCGGUUCAAUGUUAGUAGAGGUUAUUUUUAUUUAAUGCUCCAAGAGUUAAAUGCUGAAGUUGUUAAUUCCUAGAUAUAUAAAAGUUAUUUAUAUUUAUGAAUAAUAUAUUGUUUCUGUGUAAUUUGAAUAGGUUAUCAUGUCUGUGCAUUUAUAGAAUAUGUUACUUAAAUUGUAUAUUCUCCAUACAGAUGCAAUGUGCUAAUAUGUUAAUAAAGUUAUAUUAAAGCAUA
Molecule: messenger RNA, 5808 nt
Organism: Spea bombifrons (plains spadefoot toad)
Lineage: Eukaryota; Metazoa; Chordata; Amphibia; Anura; Pelobatidae
Gene: MUC16
Product: mucin 16, cell surface associated
Exons: 49
Coding region: 1-4914 (1637 amino acids)
Source: RefSeq, a predicted model, not a curated record